AUGAAGUCUCUCUCCCAGAAUAAAACCCCUGUAGCAACUAAAACACCAAAAAGUAAUGGCAAAUCUACUUCUGGUAAAUCAAAGAAACAAUUAAAGACUCCCAAGACCCCAUCUGCCGGUGACCGUUUCAUUCCAAACCGAGCAUCCACUCAGUUUGAACUGGGUUACUACAAAGUGAUGAGUGAGAAUAUAGCCACAACCGACCAGGCAAUGAUGAGCCCUUCUCAGCAGGAAUACCAGAAAAUCAUGAAUGAAAAUUUGAAUGGGGAGAUUCUCAACUCAAAGAUAAUCUCCUACAAGUCAAAGCCCCCAAAUGCACCAGAAGGCCAUCAGAAUAACUUGAAGAUUUUGUACAGUACUGGCAAAUGUGACCGGGGCAAGAAACUUACCAGGCAUAUUCCACAGGUGCCUGACAGAAUCCUUGAUGCUCCUGAAAUUUUAGAUGACUAUUAUUUAAAUUUACUUGAUUGGUCUGUGAACAACCAACUUGCAGUGGCUCUUGGUGGUCAUCUCUACUUAUGGAAUGCUGGAACAGGGCAAAUAACUCAGCUGACUGAAAUGGAAGGGCCAGAAGCCUACAUUAGUUCUGUUUCCUGGGUCAAAGAGGGCAACUUUUUGGCAGUUGGUACCAGUGAAGGUGCCAUAGAAAUCUGGGAUGUAUUCCAGGAAAAGAGGCUCCGAACAAUGACUGGACACUCAGGACGUGUUGGAUCACUGUCAUGGAAUUCACACAUCUUAAGCAGUGGUUCUCGAAGUGGGCAUAUCCAUCACCAUGAUGUACGUGUAGCCCAGCACCAACAAGGCAACUUGGCUGGACACACUCAAGAGGUGUGUGGCUUGAAAUGGUCUCCAGAUGGUUCCUACUUGGCCAGUGGUGGCAAUGACAAUCUAUUGAACAUUUGGCCUGCUGAUCCUGGACGUUAUAUUUCUCAAGCCCAACCUUUGUACACACUGACACACCAUCAAGCAGCAGUUAAAGCUUUGGCAUGGUGUCCUUGGCAACCUCGUUUGUUGGCCAGUGGUGGAGGUACAGCUGAUCGUCACAUCCAUUUUUGGAAUUGUAAUACUGGAGCCAAUCUACAAAAUGUUGACACAAAGUCACAGGUGUGUGCACUGCUUUGGUCUAGUGACUUCAGGGAAUUAAUUUCCAGUCAUGGCUUUGCCCAGAAUCAAUUGAUCAUUUGGAAAUAUCCGACUUUGAGUAAAGUUGCGGAACUCACAGGGCACACAGCCAGAGUACUGCACUUAGCCAUGUCUCCGGAUGGUUCCACUGUUGUAUCGGCUGGUGCUGAUGAGACGUUACGAUUAUGGAAAUGUUUUGCUGUUCCCGAACAAAAGAAGACUGCCCAAAAGAGCACUGCCAAAGACAGCAGCAUUUCUCGCUUUUCCACCAUUCGAUAA
Acanthosepion pharaonis is the source of this 1401-nucleotide messenger RNA. Lineage: Eukaryota; Metazoa; Mollusca; Cephalopoda; Sepiida; Sepiidae. The record is from the annotation of a GenBank genome assembly.